CAGGACUACCGUCACUGACGUGAUGUCACUGUACAGGAAACAAUGGAGGACAUCGACAAGAACCGAGAUGGCUUCAUCGACCUGAAGGAGUAUAUCGGUGACAUGCACACUGUAAAAGAAGGAGAAGAAGAACCCGAGUGGGUGGAGUCCGAACGCCAGCAGUUCUCCGAGUUCAGAGACAAAAACAAAGACGGAAAGAUGGACCGAGAAGAAACUCUGGACUGGAUUCUUCCGUCUGACUACGACCACGCCGUCGCUGAAGCCAAGCACCUGGUGCACGAGUCCGACGCCAACCAGGAUGGAAAACUCUCUAAGAGUGAAAUCCUCAACAAGUACGACCUGUUUGUCGGCAGUCAGGCGACGGACUUCGGCCAGGCGUUGCUACGACACGACGAGUUCUAG
This is a messenger RNA of Pseudoliparis swirei, 402 nucleotides long. RefSeq names its product calumenin-A-like. The transcript is spliced from 4 exons. Lineage: Eukaryota; Metazoa; Chordata; Actinopteri; Perciformes; Liparidae. Gene Ontology annotation, molecular function: calcium ion binding. Gene Ontology annotation, cellular component: endoplasmic reticulum. The annotation marks the transcript as partial. The record is from RefSeq and is a predicted model, not a curated record.